This is a messenger RNA of Anthostomella pinea, 1071 nucleotides long. The record is from the annotation of a GenBank genome assembly. Lineage: Eukaryota; Fungi; Ascomycota; Sordariomycetes; Xylariales; Xylariaceae.
AUGGCCGCCCAUCCGCCCCCGGGCGUCUACGUCCCCGUUCCGACCUUCUUUGCUAGUAAGAAGGCCGCCGACUAUGACCCCGUUGCUGCCCCGGUCGAUAUUGCCACGCAAGUUGCGCACUCACUCUAUGGCAAGCACCGUGCUCCCUCGACACACUACCCACCAAGCCAUAUACAAGAAGCCCCAAGUGAACUAACCCCCCAAUCUCCCCAAGACCUCGCAAAAGCCGGCAUCAAAGGCCUAGUGCUCCUCGGCAGCACAGGCGAAGCGAUCCACCUGACGUCCGCGGAGCGCACCACCAUACUGUCUGGCGUGCGGCAGGCGUACGACCGCGAGGGCUUUCCAGACUACCCGAUCGUGGCCGGCACGGCGACGCAGAACGUGGCCGAGACGGUCGAGCAGCUGCGCGGGGCACGUGAUGCCGGCGCGCAGUGGGGGCUGUGUCUGGUGCCGGGGUACUUCGCGGGCGCGAGCACGCAGGAGGGCAUCGUGAGGUGGUUUACUGCUGUUGCGGACCAGAGCCCUAUUCCGAUCAUGAUCUACCACUACCCCGGCGUAUCAAACAACGUCAAAGUCACCGUAAGCACCAUAGUGACCCUCUCGGCACACGCCAACAUCGUCGGGUGCAAGCUCUCGCACGGCGACGUCUCGUACCACGCGCAAGUCGCAUCCAACCCAUCCAUCGACCACGCGCACUUCGCGACCUUCACGGGCCUCGGCCAGCAGCUGCUCCCCGUGAUCGCCGUCGGCGCCGCCGGCGCCAUCGACGGGUGCGCGGGCUUCUUCCCCAAAACGGUGGUCAAGCUGUACGAGCUGGCACUCAAGAACCGGCCGUCCGACGACGAGGUCGCGCGCCGGAGGGCCCUGCAGUUCAAGGUCAGCGCCAUGGAGGAGCUCGUCGUGCGUUUUGGUACUGUGGGCAUCAAGGAGGCUGUCAGUCGGCUGAGGGGCAUGGGCGAUUGCGACGGCACAAGGUUGCCGCUCUUUGGGGGUAUUCCUGGCGGGGAUGACGAGUGGGCGAAGUGGAAGGAGUGCGUGGGAAUGAUGGAGGAGGAGGAAAAUAGUCUCUAA